Haliotis rubra (blacklip abalone) is the source of this 1059-nucleotide messenger RNA. Its product is annotated as transcription termination factor Rho-like. The transcript is spliced from 2 exons. Lineage: Eukaryota; Metazoa; Mollusca; Gastropoda; Lepetellida; Haliotidae. The coding region runs from base 1 to 1059 and encodes 352 amino acids. The record is from RefSeq and is a predicted model, not a curated record.
AUGGGGAGGGUCAGGACAGCAACACUCAAGAGGAAUCAGGAGGGAGGGAGGGACAGCAAACACCAAGAGAGAGGGGAGGGUCGGGACAGCAACACUCAAGAGGAAUCGGGAGGGAGGGAGGGAGGGACAGCAACACUCAAGAGAGAACACUCAAAGGGGGAGGAUCGGGACAGCAAUACACAAGAGAGAGGGGGAGGGUCAGGACAGCAAUACACAAGAGAGAGGGGAGGGAGGGUCGGGACAGCAACACACAAAGAGGGAGGGGAGGGUCAGGACAGCAAUACACAAGAGAGAGGGGGAGGGUCGGGACAGCAACACUCAAGAGGGAGGGGAGGGUCGGGACAGCAAUACACAAGAGAUGGGGAGGGUCGGGACAGCAACACUCAAGAGGAAUCCAGGAGGGAGGGUCGGGACAGCAGGGACAGGGACAGCAACACCCAAGAGGAAUCGGGAGGGGAGGGAGGGACAGCAACACUCAAGAGGGAGGGGGAGGGUCGGGACAGCAACACCCAAGAGAGGGGGAGGGUCGGGACAGCAACACUCAAGAGGAAUCGGGAGGGAGGGAGGGGGAGGGACAGCAACACUCAAGAGGAAUCGGGAGGGAGGGGAGGGACAGCAACACCCAAGAGAGAGGCGGAGGGUCGGGACAGCAACACCCAAGAGGAAUCGGGAGGGGAGGGAGGGACAGCAACACUCAAGAGGGAGGGGGAGGGUCGGGACAGCAACACCCAAGAGAGAGGGGAGGGUCGGGACAGCAACACUCAAGAGGAAUCGGAGGGGAGGGAGGACAGCAACACUCAAGAGAGAGGGGGAGAGGGAGGAGUCGGGACAGCAACACACAAGAGAGAGGGGGAGAGGGACAGCAACAAUCAAGGGAGAGGGGGUCGGGACAGCAACACUCAAGAGAGGGGGAGAGGGAGGGUCGGGACAGCAACACUCAAGAGAGAGGGGGAGGGUCGGGACAGCAGCACACAAGAGAGAGCGGGGGGAGGGAAGCAACACACAAGAGAGAGGGGGAGGGUCGGGACAGCAACACUCCAGACUCACAAGAAGUCAUAA